Periophthalmus magnuspinnatus is the source of this 2320-nucleotide messenger RNA. It is a transcript of the gene slc31a2, whose product is annotated as solute carrier family 31 member 2. Gene Ontology annotation, biological process: copper ion transmembrane transport. The transcript has 4 exons. The coding region runs from base 250 to 720 and encodes 156 amino acids. Gene Ontology annotation, cellular component: membrane. The record is from RefSeq and is a predicted model, not a curated record. Gene Ontology annotation, molecular function: copper ion transmembrane transporter activity. NCBI's taxonomy places the organism in Eukaryota, Metazoa, Chordata, Actinopteri, Gobiiformes, Gobiidae.
GCUUUGUUUGUAGCCUCCAUGCUAGCGUCACACGGUUAGCCGCCUCGUCUCUUCGCUCUGUGCUGCUGCAGCUGGGACGCUCGCUCCUUCUGCUCGCUUUCUCGGGGGAAAUCAUGGCUCCUGCUCUACUGCUCUUCAACAACAAGUGGAACAUUUAAUUUUUACAUCUUAUAUUUCUAAUGGGCGGCGAUUUAGAGAAGUUUAAUACGAAAUAAUUCACAAAAAGUAGCAACUCCAGUCUUCACCACGAUGCAAAUGACAUUUUACACGUCCAGCAGUGUGACUCUGCUGUUUGAGUUCUGGGAGGUGCAUGGAGUGGCAGGUAUGCUGCUGUCUGUGCUGGUGGUUUUCCUCCUCACAUUGACCUAUGAAACCCUCAAAGUGACCAGGAUCUGGCUGGAUCAUCACUUUAAGUGCACAGCGCCCCCUCCUGCAGGAAACAGAAGUCCUUCACUAGAGGGCUGUCAAUCAGAAUCGUCCCUGACCCCCAUCGCGUCCACACAGCCCCCUCCCCCUGUCAGCACCAAGCACAGUGUGCUCUUCCACGGGGUCCAGGCUGGUCUCCACACUCUGCAGGUGGUUCUGGGAUACAUGCUCAUGCUCUGUGUCAUGUCCUAUAACACAUGGAUUUUCCUGGCUGUGGUCUGCGGCUCAGUGCUGGGAUACUACAUCCUCUUCCCCGUCGCCUCCUCCAUGUCCAACUAUGCGAACACUAUAUGACUAUUCUGGAGAAGGACUGUUUCACACAGAGGGCAUCUCUUUUGGAAACUCAGGACGUACUCGAAAUGGAAAUCUGUGUUUUUGGUGGUAUGUUUGGUGCAAUUUUUAGUAUUGUUAUACUUUAUGCUUAGGUAGGAGUCAUGAACUGGACUUAAUGUUAAAGACGAACUAUGUAACUUUUCUUAUGGAGGGCAUGCAACCUACUUUACUUGUUAAAUGUUAAAGAAUAGGGAUGCACCGAUCUGAUACAGGUACCAAAUAUCGGCACUGAUCCUGAAAAGUUUGCUGGACCAGAUAUCGACUUCUAAAUAUCGGUUCAGCUGAUAUCGUGGUUCAACAUAUAAAUUGAUAAGCAAUAAGACUGUUUACUGGUCAUAGUUACAUACAACAGCUUCAUAACAUAUUUGGAUCUUUUUUUUUCUUAUUUUAUUGUUUUAUGAAGUGCUGUAAAUGUUUUUUCAGUCUCUGCGCUGGUAUCGGUUGAUAUUGGGCAUCGGCAGAUUCUUAAAUCGGUGUUAAAAAAAAGCAGGAUGAGUGCAUCCAUAAAGGAGCACUAUUGUGUUUCUUGCAUUUAUUUAGUCACUGGUGUUUUUCGUCGCUAAAAUGACUCUAUGAAAAACAUACAUUUUUACGUACAGUGGGCUCACAUCUCCACAGAUCUGAACUGUAACGUGUUCUGAUGGCCCCGCUUACUUGUCUCCAUAGAGAUAGACACGUUUUAUGCCAUACUGCGGAAUAUUCUUGGCAAAGCAAUAACUUUACUAUGGAAGCAAGAAGUUGGACCCUCCACUAGAAAAGUUCCGUAGUGAACCUUUAAGUAAUGUAAUGGUCACUGCCAUACAAGCCUGUUUUGUUAAGACUUAAUUUACUUUGUACGUAAACAUUUAGUUAUUAUUAGCAGAUAAUUUGUGUAUCAUGAAGUUAAUGUAAUGCUAACCCAAGUGUGAUUAAUGGUGACUCUAUUUUGCCAUAACUUCAUAAUUCUACUACAAUGUUUUGUGUCACUUCGCCAAGUGUUUUAAACGAUAUCUCCGUUGUGUCAGACGCAUUGACUACUCAUGGUAUCCACAUGGACGCUUAAGGCCCAAAGCUGCAUCUUAAGAAGUUUGAUAAUAGUUACUGAUCUCAUAAAAAAUACAUGUGCCAAAAACGGUUGCAUGUUGAUUAUAUGUUGUAAUUCAAGGUGAAAUGUUGACUUCAUAUACUUGUACAUAUUAUUUAAUUACAUUUUGUCUGGACUUUUUCUCAACACUACAACUAAUAAAAUGAACCUUGGUCUUUAAAGGGCCUGUACCUGAUUUCAAACCACCAUUUUUAACUUUUAGCUCUGACAAAUUAGUCCUUUCUGCCAUUUUGAUAUUACACCGUGACACAGAAACGGUCUGGUGAUGUGUCAUGUGGUUGUUUUUUGUAAUUCCCCAAUUUCUGCUUGGGUUUGUUUUUUGUUUUUGUUUGAUAUUCUUCAAAAUGCACCAUAACAGAGAACUGAGUGUCUGGAAUAGUGUCAGGGAGGUGGUUUCCCAAGCUUCCUUUCACUCAAGAUCUAAUUACAAAGCUAUUUUUUGAAUUUAUAAGAUUAUUAAAAUGAACUCUAAACAGU